Gambusia affinis (western mosquitofish) is the source of this 2884-nucleotide messenger RNA. RefSeq names its product transmembrane protein 221 (gene tmem221). The record is from RefSeq and is a predicted model, not a curated record. The transcript has 3 exons. NCBI's taxonomy places the organism in Eukaryota, Metazoa, Chordata, Actinopteri, Cyprinodontiformes, Poeciliidae. The coding region runs from base 290 to 1222 and encodes 310 amino acids.
GCUGUCCCGUGAAUACGCCAAGCCAUUGUUUCCGACGUCCCAGGAGAAAAAGUCCAUUGUUGCUGCGAACUUUUUAAUCUGGGGGAUUUAAAGCCCAUCACAUGCUCAGACAGAGCAGCGGGGCGCCCUGCCACUCAGUAGAAAUCCAUACCGAGGAAGAGAAGUUUUCCUCCGGGAACAUUUUCUACACACUGCAAUGCCUGCCCACGGCGUAGGACUGUAGGGAGUUGGGGAGUCCCACUGGACGACGGGAAGCUUCUCUUUCCGCCCUUCUGGAGCCAAUUUCAGGAUGACGCUCAAGUACAGCCAGAGGUCUUUAAUUGUUCUGUCGUUCCUGGGAGUGCUGUCGGCCAUCAUGACCGUCUUAUCGGUGAUCUUAAUAUUCCAGCUGCAGUCCCACCAGGCGGCGGUGAAGGAGUCCACCACCGUCGCCUCCUCCUCGGUCAUACCCGCUCACGUCUGGCCCGUACUGCUGCCCGUCUCCACGGCGCUCUCAGCGCUGUCCCUCACCCUUAACUUGAGCUCCAUGGUCGUGAGUCUCCUCCACAGUUACUUUUCUACGGAGGUCUGCAUAGGAGAGCAGGACACCGAGAGAGCAGACUGGUUCCUUCUGGAUAGCAGAGCUGUACGACAUGUGGCGAUUGGACUAUUCUGCCUGGGGGUGUCUGUCUAUUUGGCAGCAAUGUCCAUUUUCAUGCUCCUGAUAUUCGAGAUAGAAACGGGCAUCGCCAGCGCCUGCAUACUCUCCUCUGGGAUCCUGAUCCUGCUGGUGGCGGUGAUACACUCCCUGGUCAAAGCUUCCCGAAGCGCCAAGCACUACAAAAGCGACCUAGCCGACACCCUCUAUCAAAACGACCACGGAAGCAGCAGCGUGCCCAUCUCACGGCCUUGUGAGCUAAGAGUCGGAGUGGACAAACUGCGGAUUCACCGCAGCCAGUCUCAUCAUAUGCAGCAUCCGAUCUCUUACCCAACGUGUGGCAACGUCAGGCAGAGAGAGCAUUAUCAGCAGCAGUACUCCCCCACCGAAGGCUCUCAGAGCCACUCUAGCGAUAAAGAUGGAUACAGCGCAGGAGGGAGCUGCCCUCGAAUGCACCGGACCUUAUCUACUGAAUCUGGCUUACUACAGGCCCAGGUGAAACCCUGGAAUGGAGUCAACAACGAGAUGAGGAGCGUUUUAGCACGCAAAUCCGGGAUUUCAGCAAAAGACUCAACGCUUGUGUGAGCUGACAUUCUUUUCAGAGGAAUGAGGAAUUAGAGAACUGAUAUCUGACUGCAAGUUUGUGGAGCAAGUGAACCCCCGCCGCAGAGGGAAAGCUCUUUGUUUCUUCGGUGUACAAAUGGCAAGUUUAUCUUGUCUGGCUGCAUUCAAAAUGGCCAAGUUUAAGGUAUACAGUCAACUUUAAACACGAUCCACCAACCUGAAUAGCACAGGUAUUGACUAGUGUUAGAUGCUGACAGUAUAAUAACCUUAACAAAAACUACCCCUGGUUUUACAGGAUUGUGUAAUUUACACCACAAAUUGAAACAACAAUGCGUUACAUGAUCAAAUUGCUUUUCUAUAAAACAUAAAAGCCACUAUAUGCAACAUAAUUACAGCCAUAGAUGUUAGAAAUACCAGCAGUUCUAAAGCCGGGGUCACGACCCCAAAUGGACUGCAAGUCAAUAAGUUUGACUCCUGAGAUCCUCCUCAGGAAUCAAACAAAAUUCUAACAUUUUUCAGUAGUUGUCAAAUACAGGAUUUUUAAAAAUUGGGUAUAAUUUGUAAUGUUUUCCUCUUUUGCAUUUUAUAGGUGAAUAACAAGCUGAUAAUUACUCUGACAAUUCGCUCGAGUAGCCAGCCUCCAGCUUAAAUGUCAUGCUGCUCAUAGAUUGACCACUGCAUAUUGUGGCAGUGUAUUCAAUUUCAAACCAUAACUGGUAAUAUUUUUUCAUGUAGAAAUUUAAUGGAAGUAUUUCCGUUAAAUUUGUCUUUCUCUGAAGUGAUGGAAAAAUAUGGGAAAUAUUAAUUCAGCUGAUCAGCAGUACACAGAGGAAUUUAAAUUAUAGAAACAACUUUAAAACCUUGAUGUUGUUGACCAGUCCAACAAAAUGAGCUAUAAUACACCAACUAGAUAUUGAGCUGGCACAUCUGCAAACUUUAUCAUAAUUCUGUAAAUACAUUAUUCCACUUUAUAAAGCAUUUUUAUGUCGGAAUUGUGUGUGUGAAGCGAUUGCACUUCUUGACGUGUUCAAAAAUAUUUCAUGUAGAACCUUAAAUAAACUGUAGAAAGAAAGUACUUGUUUACUUAAAACAUAUCUUCUAGAUGUAUCUAGAAGAACUACUAACCUUGGACACGUGUCCAAUGUUCAUAAGGAAGCAGGUGAGUUUUGUGGAGCAGGUACGGAGGGAGCAGGAGAUGAGGUCACAUCAUUUUGUCUGCAUGCAGGUGUUGAUGGGAGAAAAUGAGCAAUGAAAUAAACAGAAAAACAAACACAAAAACUGAAUAGUGGUUCAAAAUACGCAUAAAUUAAAAUAACAGCAAAAAAAAAGGUAAUAUGAUGCAAAUUAAAAAAUGAAAGCACAAAGUCAUGUAAUAAAGUCAAUUUGUUUACCUUAUUAGGAAAUCUGAACAAAUAAGGUAAAAUCAUUUGCAUGAAGAUGGACACUCAAAGUCCAAACUUACAUGGGAUGCAAACUUUGAUACAAACGUUUCGAUGGCUUUUUACAGCCAUUUCAGCUCAGAGAAAUUCACAUUUUACAGAGAGAGAAAAAAAAACUGCUCAACGUACACCAAGGAGCUGUGUGAAAAAGUACAACAUCCCACUUUUUCAUCCCUAGGAAAAAAAACUGUCAACAGGCAAGCAAGAAUGUAUCUUGUUUCAUUCAUUAAACAAAUACAGAAGA